UCGGUUUCCAUAAUAUCGCCGGCAUUUAUUCUUUUCUGUCUCUCAACAGGUGUUGUGUGCUUUCAAUAUCAUUUAUCUUAAUACAAUCGCAUAGUUAACAAAAAACUACAAAAUUGCUAAUUUCAUUGCUUCACUUCAGAAUUGUAGUAGUUUGGCCAAAAUGACGGUGAUAACGCUUAUCUCAUCGAACAAAUGCUUCGGUGGUUUGCAGAAAAUCUACUCGCACCAGUCCAAGGAACUGGACUGCGAAAUGAAAUUUGCCAUCUUCCUGCCUGCAGAGGCCGGAGAACGUAAACUUCCGGUUUUGUAUUGGCUCAGUGGGUUAACGUGCAACGAAACCAACUUUAUCCAGAAAUCGGGCGCUCAGCGAUAUGCGGUGGAACAUGGAUUGAUCGUAGUUUGUCCGGACACUUCCCCAAGGGGUGUGAAUCUGCCGGGGGAGGACGAUUCCUGGGACUUUGGUAGCGGAGCCGGAUUCUAUGUAGAUGCUAGCAAGGAACCAUGGAGCAAACAUUACAAAAUGUUCAGCUACGUAACCCAGGAACUGAUCGAUGUGAUCAACAACAAUUUUCCUACGGUUGUUGAUAAGCAAAGCAUCAGCGGCCACAGCAUGGGCGGACAUGGAGCGCUGAUAUGUGCCUUGAAAAAUCCCGGGCUUUACAAAUCGGUGUCGGCAUUUGCUCCCAUCAGUAACCCAACGGAUUGUCCCUGGGGAUUGAAGGCUUUCGGAGGAUAUUUUGGCGAUGAUCAAAAGGAGGAGUGGAACAAUUGGGAUGCUACCAAGCUGGUGGCCGGAUACAAUGGUCCACCACUGGAGCUGUACAUCGACCAGGGGUCUGAGGAUAGCUUCCUGAAGGAUAAACAACUUUUGCCGGAGAAUUUGCUGAACGCGGCCAAAGCUGCCCAGGUUCCGUGUGUGCUGAACAUGCGGGAGGGGUACGAUCACAGCUAUUUUUAUGUUUCUUCUUUUAUCGGUGAGCAUAUCGCUUACCAUGCUAGGCAUUUGAAGUGAAACUGGAGAGCAUUUUAAGAAUUAUAUUUUUGUCUAUGUCCUUUUUUUAAAUAAACAGUGCUAAAGAUGCUUGAAA
Messenger RNA from Uranotaenia lowii, 1088 nucleotides. Its product is annotated as S-formylglutathione hydrolase-like. Gene Ontology annotation, molecular function: S-formylglutathione hydrolase activity. The record is from RefSeq and is a predicted model, not a curated record. Gene Ontology annotation, cellular component: cytosol. The coding region runs from base 161 to 1012 and encodes 283 amino acids. Gene Ontology annotation, biological process: formaldehyde catabolic process. NCBI's taxonomy places the organism in Eukaryota, Metazoa, Arthropoda, Insecta, Diptera, Culicidae. The transcript is spliced from 2 exons.